Dothidotthia symphoricarpi CBS 119687 is the source of this 950-nucleotide messenger RNA. RefSeq lists its product as uncharacterized. Gene Ontology annotation, cellular component: extrinsic component of endoplasmic reticulum membrane; Vma12-Vma22 assembly complex. The transcript is spliced from 3 exons. Gene Ontology annotation, biological process: vacuolar proton-transporting V-type ATPase complex assembly. NCBI's taxonomy places the organism in Eukaryota, Fungi, Ascomycota, Dothideomycetes, Pleosporales, Dothidotthiaceae. Bases 42 to 650 code for a protein of 202 amino acids. The record is from RefSeq and is a predicted model, not a curated record.
UCUUGAUCCAUAACACGUAUAUUCACUCCCAAACAAUUGCCAUGGCAGAGAUUCAAGCAUCUCCUGUACUCGCUCCAGAAAGCAUACCGAACGUCGACAAUUCAGAAGACGAGAAGAAAGCUCUCCUCAUUCGGCUGGAUGAUUUAUUGGAAGAGUACCUGAACACACUCGAUGAAUAUCAGAAAGCCAGAGAGCAAUUGUCGAAACAGUUGUCUUCUGGCUACUUGUCGCUGGCACAAGCCAACUUCCACAAUCAAUCAACAUCGACUCGGUAUGGACAGGACUGCUAUGAUGAGCGUAUGCAGGUGAUACGGAAGAUCACCAUAACCGCACCCGCCACAGAUCAGAUCGCCUUCUCAACCUCCUCCACGCAGCCCUCCCCCAACGGCCCAGAAAAAGAAACCAAUUCUCCAACCCCAGAGGAGUCCGAGAAGCCAUCCCCAGAGGAGUCCAAAAAACCAUCCCCUAACCCAGCCUCCGACCCCCUCCGCUGGUUCGGCAUCUUGGUCCCCCAAGCCCUGCGCUCCGCCCAAGCGUCGUUCAUCUCGGCCGUCGACAGAUCGAUACCGGACUUGGCUACGUUGGCUCGGGAGCUGAGAGGGCUGGAGAUGGAGGUUGGGAGGGUGCAGAAGCAGAUUAAGAGGUUGUAAGAGUGGUGUACCUGUUAGAGGUUGGCCGGGAGGAUCAAGGCUUGUGAGGAGUGUGAUUGUGUUCAGAUCUUUUGCACUGACAUAUGGGGAUCUCGCUGAACUCAAGUUUCUCGCUCAUAUGCAGUAAACGGCUUAAUUCCAAGCUAGGUAUCGAAACACAACAUUCUAGGCACUCAGCCUCUCAUCAUACUAUACACUGAAGCUCCACCCUAAUCACCCCCCUCCCUCCCACCUACCUCGCCGACUGACAGAUAGCGAUGCAAAACUCCCUGAAAUCCCCCUUCGUCGCCUCCUCCAAAU